AUGGCUCGACUCAACGACCCUCCACCACCCGUGGAAUCCGUGGAAAACCUGAAGAGGCGCUUCACUCGCCAAAACCGAGAUAUAGUACGCAACAACUCGGCCCAAGCAAUCCGAAUCAGAAACCUUGAAACAGAAGUCGCACGUCUACUAGCAGAGAAUUUGUCCCUACGUCAGGCUCUAAUCACCGAGAGCGAAGAAGUCUCGCGCCUGAAGAGGAGGGAUUUUGUCAGUGGCGAGCUACUUGCUCUGAAAUCAGACCUGGAGCAGAAGCUUGCCCAGGUGAGCGGCAUCGUGGCAGAAUUGGGAAGACUACCGGAGAGGGUGCGCAGCAAGGAACAGGCCGUGAGAAGACUUACAGUGGCGGAGGAGCCAUCGAGCACACCCACGAAGGAAUUAUGGGAGCGAAGACGUAUGAUGAUGCCCAGCUUCGCGGAUCAAGAUGGCCACCUUCCUGCGAUUGUUGAGGGCAAGUCGUUCCCUCGUUUGACCUUGGAUCCGACGGAUAUACAAUGUUUUUCUGAGACCGGUUCAGGUGCUCCUGCUGAAUCUCCAGACCUCGGACCACCACCUGUGUCUCACUUUGAAGCAGCUGACGCAAUGGAAAGCACUCCGAAUGAGACGGCUGCAGGAGAGGAAGACUCGACUGACCCGACUACAACAGUCAACGUGGAGAGGCGUCGCAAACGGCGCACAAGCAGUCUGAUCUCAGACAUGGAAGUCACCAAUCACCAAGCACAUGAUCAUGCGGACUCUGAUACUGCGUCCGCGACAGAGACCUCCAGGCCGAGCUCGAAGAGAAAGUUUGAUGCAUCUGAGUUGCAACCGACGACGAAAUCGGCAGUCGAAUCGAGAGCGGAGCAAGAGACCUUCGUCUACCAACGCAAACCCGCGCUCAAACCCGCUUCUGCUGCAAGGAAAAGCAGUAGAUUCACGAGACCUUCCGAUCGACAGAACUCCCAGUCAGCAUCACACCACAUAUCGUCACCAGAAAAGGAGCGAAAGGCCCUCGCCCCGAAGAACGUCAAUUCUCCUACGAAGAAAGUUCUGGAGGCUAAGCCGUCCGCUAAAGGCUCGACUGAGCCUGCUAGCCCUGUCAAGCGCCUGGAUUCGAGCCUCAGCAGUAGACGCCGCAGAGAACAGAAAUCAUCAACCACAACUGAGCGACCACCAACGCGAGGAAAAUCCUUGACCGAGCAUGUCUCCACGGAUAGCCUGUCGGAUCGACAAACACAAGUUUCGGUGCUAGCUGAACCGGAUACCGAUUCCCACUCCGAUCAUGUUCACGAGGUCGAUGUGCUCCCCAAAACGCCACUCCUGCCUGACGAUAUCUUGUCACCACCAUCUUCACAGCCGUCUGGGCCAUCGAACACCAGAGCCCUGAAGGAAGCUGUCAUCAUGAACAGCGUCGAAGAUGUGCUUAAUGGGAGCAUCGGCCGUGCUUCACGGCGCGCAAAAGCCGCUGUGUCAUAUGCUGAGCCCAAUCUGAGGGACAAGAUGCGUCGGCCUGGCAAAGAAUUUGUUGGAGCUGUUGAGGGUUACGAUCGCAAGAAGCGAGACGGUAGCCUUGGUCUGGAUGAACAACAGGCACAAAGCACAUUCGCGGAAACCGGACUUUCGUCACAGCAACCAAGAUGGUCAAACUCAGGGGCUCACAUCGAGGAGCCCCGCAGCCCACUCCGGGAGAAGCAGGCUGCCAACGAGAGGCGAAGAAGAGAAACGAUAGACAUACAGACCUGGGCACAAGGUGAACCACAGCCCAGCUUGCGAGAAGCAGAUUCCGGAUUUGCGCCAUUGGAGAAUAGCAUCCACGGCCUAAGUAUCUUCGACCACCCUGUGUCGUCACCUUCCCAUCCCGACAACUCUAACAAUGCGUCGGUGAUAGAAGUCCAGCCACCGUCAUCAAACUCAGCGACAGUCCGACGAAAGACAGGCAGCCGAUUAUCCACAUCAUCCUCAACGCCAUCGCUGUCCUCUGGGACUUCAACUGCAGGUCGGCGUCACUCGCUGCAACCCUCCAGCUCUGCGUCCUCCAAAGCAGUCUCUGAUCGCGUGGCCCUGAAGUGCACGGCCUCGCGCCAGGCCUCUGCUGCCAGCAUCUACAGGCCGUCAUCAGCAACUGGUGACCGUACCGAUGCCGCCCAGGAACGUAGCCGAGAUCGUGACAGCUCCAAGUCUUCUGCAGUCCUGAAGCGCGCCUCUUCUGCUGCUCUUCUCAGUCAUCGUCGGACGGCUAGCGAUGUCUCUCGGCGAUCUACCAGUUUCACCAGUGUCGACAGUAAUGUCAGCAACAGUGAUGUCGAGAGCGGUUCAGAUUACGAGCCCACACACCUCAGUGGUGCUGGUGACGGAACCGACGCGAGUGCAAUCCGACCUACAAGACGGCGAAGCAUGAUGGUGUAG
Messenger RNA from Cyphellophora europaea CBS 101466, 2400 nucleotides. RefSeq lists its product as uncharacterized. Gene Ontology annotation, cellular component: nucleus; chromosome, centromeric region. The record is from RefSeq and is a predicted model, not a curated record. Gene Ontology annotation, biological process: meiotic chromosome segregation. Bases 1 to 2400 code for a protein of 799 amino acids. The transcript has a single exon. NCBI's taxonomy places the organism in Eukaryota, Fungi, Ascomycota, Eurotiomycetes, Chaetothyriales, Cyphellophoraceae.